Molecule: messenger RNA, 1230 nt
Organism: Kazachstania africana CBS 2517
Lineage: Eukaryota; Fungi; Ascomycota; Saccharomycetes; Saccharomycetales; Saccharomycetaceae
Gene: GAL83
Product: Gal83p
Exons: 1
Coding region: 1-1230 (409 amino acids)
Biological process (GO): signal transduction
Cellular component (GO): nucleotide-activated protein kinase complex; cytoplasm; nucleus
Molecular function (GO): protein kinase binding
Source: RefSeq, a predicted model, not a curated record
AUGGACAACAAAGACGCUUCAAUGCUGGAUGUGAGCGAUGCCGUCAAUCAUAGUGAUCCAAACGGAACAGCAGCUUUAACAGAGAGCCUGUCUCAAAUGAAUGUAGAUGGUGCAGGUGAACUGGACCCACAAUCUAUUACAGGAAGACAGAGAUCAAGAUCGACGUUAAUAUUUGAUGAUGAUGACGAAAUUUCACCUUAUUCAAAUCACCACGAGCACGGUUCAGGGGAUGUGUCAGAUAGCGACAAUGAAAGUACUUCCAGCACUAGUGAUAGAGAUAGCAUGAAUAUCAAUGGAAGUGACCAAGAGGUAGAAUUCAAAAAAGAAGUUCAGGACCAAUUUCAUCAAGUUGAUCAGCCGCCUGUUCAGCAACCAUCAAAUACAACAACCUCCAGCAAUACUAUGGUCCCAGUAGAUAUUACUUGGCAGCAAGGGGGUACUAAAGCUUAUGUUACAGGCUCCUUUACUGGCUGGAGAAAAAUGAUUGGGUUAGUACCAGUACCUGGUCAGCCUGGUGUCUUUUAUGUGAAGUUACAAUUACCACCAGGAACGCACAGAUUUAGAUUCAUUGUUGACAAUGAAUUGAGGUUUAGUGACUAUUUACCAACAGCUACUGAUCAGAUGGGUAACUUUGUCAAUUACUUAGAAGUGAUAGCUCCUGCCACAGAGGUAACUGGCGCUCCAACUACUACCACCUUUGGAACAUGGGACUCGAGUGCACAAUCACAACAAGCUCAGCAACAGAAUUUGCAGCAAAAUGAGGCAUCUAUCAAGGUCGAGAAUCAGCCUCUAAGUGCACGCUCAAGAAUAGCGCUACAAAUAGAAAGAGAACCAGAUGAGAUGGGAGAUGGUUUUUCCCGUUUCCAUGACGAAAUGCCACAAAAACCUCAAUAUGAUUAUACUCAGGAUAUUCCAGCCGUUUUUACAGAUCCAACCGUCAUGGAACAAUACUAUUUAACUCUAGAUCAACAGCAAAAUAACCAUCAAAAUAUGGCGUGGCUAACACCCCCUCAGUUACCACCUCACUUAGAAAAUGUUAUUUUGAAUAGUUAUUCUAAUUCUCAAGGAGAAAGUAAUGAGAACACAUCUGGUGCAUUGCCUAUCCCCAACCAUGUAAUUUUAAAUCAUUUAGCAACAAGCAGUAUCAAACAUAAUACACUCUGUGUUGCAUCCAUCGUAAGAUACAGGCAAAAAUACGUCACUCAAAUAUUGUACGCUCCGUUACAAUGA